AUGUUUUCUGACUGCACAAAGUCAAAAAUCUCUGAACUUUAUUCUGGUGUAGAUGAUAUUAUUAAUGAAAAUGCUUCAAUUAACUUGUGUAAUAAGUCUAUAUCGUACAAGUCUAUUUUGGAGAAAAUCAAACAUCAACCAUUUAUUGAUGUAUGUAGGAAGAAUUGUCUCUUGGAUUUGGGCUCAAUCGAUCACUCUGCCAUAGAUACAACAUUAAAGAAUAUUGCCGUUAUAGAAAAAAGUGAAAAGAAUGCAGUUAUUGAAAUGUGUUGUAUUGACAAAUUUCCAAAUGUUAAAUUUAUGCAUUCUGAAAUGAAAAAAAAUAAUGGUGUUCCAUUACUAGCUCCUCCAACAUUUUCGAUUGAUUUGUCUAAGGAAACUAUUGACGCCUAUACUGGAGUUCGCAUCAAUACUGGAUAUAUUGUUAAUAUUAAACAAAUGCCAAUGGAGAAAACUGUUUCUAAUGAAAGUAUUGUUGAUAAUGGUAUUAGAUCUGAAAGUAAUUUUGUUAUUGUACCACAAAUUGUAUCUAAGCAUGAUGGACUGAUACAAGCUCUGUAUCCUCGUGAUCCUGUAGAUACUGGAUUAUUAACUAUCAACUUUACUACCACUAAACAAUUGGAUACGUCUCUGCCAAUGCAAGUUGAAAUGAAGGCAUACAGUGUAUUGCCACCUAUGGAUACUGUAAGUAUUAUUGACUAUACUAAUAGAGAAUCCUAUACCAUUAGUCAUGCAAAAUUAUUUAAAGCUAAAGACACUCCUGGUGUCUAUGGAAGAUUUGUUAGGAAUACCAAAACUAAGUUUAUGGCUAACAAAUUUGAUUUGACUAGCAUUCCCAAUUCGUUGCUAUUGGAUACAUUUAAUCAUAAGACAAAUCCAAUUAGUAUAUAUACCAAAAAAUCAAGCUUGAUAGAAUAG
Molecule: messenger RNA, 918 nt
Organism: Diabrotica balteata
Lineage: Eukaryota; Metazoa; Arthropoda; Insecta; Coleoptera; Chrysomelidae
Source: the annotation of a GenBank genome assembly